CAGUUCAGAGAUUGAGAUUUAAAGCCUUAGUGGUAAUUUAGCUUUAGCCUUACUGGUAAUUUCCUGAACCUCUAUUCUGGGCUGCUACAUCAAUCCUUCUCCAAAAGGCGUCGUCCUGACAGCCUGAGCUGGAUCUUACUGGGCGGAGAAGGUGAAUAGGACGGUAGCAGGAAUAAGCCUCUCACCGCCCCCGCUGGCUUUCUGCAGGCCAAGCAGAACGCUAUCGCAAAACUCUUCGCUGUUUCAGCACCGCAAGCCAGUUACAUAACAUUCAUAUAACAAACAAGCUCAGGCUUAAAAGUUAGAUACGUGUUCGCUUAAAAAUGACAUUUGCUUCUUUGCGGUAGUCGGUAGGGCUGUUAGGUGGAGAGGCGUUUAAUGAUUAAACCCUGUUCUCCUCCCAUUUUCUGAUCCCUGGGCUGUGCUCACCGUAAUCCCCGUUUAGUGCGAUUUUAACUGCGUUUUCCCCAUAAACUCUCUCGGUGCGGGAUGCUGCCCGGUCUCUUACUAUCGCUUUGCAUUUCCACUGCCUUGACAGCUGUCCAGGCUGAGAAUGAGUGCUUCGAGGAUGCAAACGAUGGCUACAAAGUACGACUUAGCAUUAAAACAGCCCUGGGAAAUAAGGCGUACCCUUGGAACGACAGCGAGAUGUUCCUGUUCAGGGCUACUCUGGCCUUUGCAAUGAGAGUUUAUACCAAGUCGGAUCAGUACAACGUCUCAAGCGUCCAGGUGUGUAACGAGACGCAACGCGUGUCCUUCUGGUUUGUGGUGUUAAACGACACGGGGCCUGUAUCCGCUGAGGUUGUGGCAAAAGCCGUCAGGAUGUCGAGGAACCGCAUCAACAGUGCUUUCCUGCUGACGGAUCAGACCCUGGAGUUUGUGAACAUUCCCCCGACUCUGGCAGCGCCGGCGCAGCCUGGCACGCCGCCCUGGCUCAUCGUGUUCGGCGUGGUCAUCUGUGCCGUGUGCGCUGGCGUCGUCACACUGCUUCUGUCCACCUUCGUGCAGAAGAGGCGGAAGAAAGGAAUUCUCGAUGGGGAGAACGAGGAAGAAAGGUGUGAAAAACAGAAUGGCACUGCCCAGGAGGUCCAGGAAGGAAGUGAUGAUUUUAACCAGAGAUUUGUGGAGGCCAGUAGCUCUACAAAGCUUUAGGGACCUGGAAACUCAUAGCCUCACCUAUAGGACCACCAAAACAUGCACCAAAUCACCAAUCACCAAGGCAGGACAGGCCGCAGACCAUAACCAGGACAGCACCGAACUGGAACAAGGCAGAUGUCUGGGUUGCUGACGUGGUCUCGUCUAUGAUUACACUUUAGGGGGAUCUUACUGCAGAUUUUUGCAGAUUAUUUAAUUUAUAUGCUCCAAAAAUAAGCAAAUUCUUUUGGGGAUUAUGUUUCUGCCUUUCACGACAGUUUUGUUUUUAGGUAAAGCUUUGUAGCAGUAAACAAAUGUACUAUUAGUUGUGACAUUUUUCUGUGUGGAUAAUAAACAGUGAAUUAAUUUUUCAGUGAAAGAGAACAAA
Brienomyrus brachyistius is the source of this 1522-nucleotide messenger RNA. RefSeq names its product collectrin, amino acid transport regulator (gene cltrn). The record is from RefSeq and is a predicted model, not a curated record. The transcript has 6 exons. Bases 490 to 1152 code for a protein of 220 amino acids. Lineage: Eukaryota; Metazoa; Chordata; Actinopteri; Osteoglossiformes; Mormyridae.